AUGUUCAAGUUACUUACAGUGGUUGCGGUUAUGGCUACCGGUAUGUGAUUACAAAUGUUUAUGCAGUAAAUUUGUGACUUAUUACCAUCUGAUUUUUAGUAAUUUCCGCCCACUCCGAAGGCGAAGGAAUGUUUGGUGGCCCAAAUGGCGGUGGGGAAAACGGAUUCGGCGGAGGAUUCGGCGGGCAAAAUGGUGGUGGACAAAAUGGAUUCGGUGGAGGAUUUGGCGACCAAAAUGGAGGCUUUGGAUUUGGAGAGGGGCGCGGAGAUGGAGGAUUCGGACAGAAUGGCGGCUUCGGUGGGCAAGGAGGAUUUGGCGGCCAGGGCGGAUUCGGAGGCCUCGGCGGAAGGGACCAAUGGCCAACUAGAGCACGUCGAUCCAGCGAGCAUGAAGAACAGGGCCUCGGAGGAGAACAUAGAACCGAAAAUGGAGAACUCGGAGGUUUUGGUCAAAAUGGAGAGAAUAAAGAAGGCCGUCAAUUCGGGAAUGAGCAUUCUGAAGGCAAAGGAAAUGACGAAGAGAGCCACAAAUUCAACAGAGGUGAGAAUGGAGAAAAUGAAGGUGGAGAACGUGUAGCCCGAGCCCCGGGAUUCUUUGGAUCGGACGAAAAUAACCGUGGAUUCACGAGGUCCUACGGAAAUGAAGGCCGUGACGGAAAUAAUGGUCGUUUCGGUGGUCGAAACGGCAAUGAACACCGUCAUGGGAACGGCGAGAACGGUCGACAAAAUCAUGGAAAUCGUGGAAACCAAAAUGGAUUUACUCGGAGUCCUUUUGGAAACGAUAACCAGGACGGAUAUCAUUGGUUUGGAGGGUACUAA
Messenger RNA from Bursaphelenchus xylophilus (pine wood nematode), 818 nucleotides. The record is from the annotation of a GenBank genome assembly. Lineage: Eukaryota; Metazoa; Nematoda; Chromadorea; Rhabditida; Aphelenchoididae.